Molecule: messenger RNA, 1111 nt
Organism: Zychaea mexicana
Lineage: Eukaryota; Fungi; Mucoromycota; Mucoromycetes; Mucorales; Lichtheimiaceae
Product: B-cell receptor-associated protein 31-like-domain-containing protein
Exons: 8
Coding region: 182-859 (225 amino acids)
Biological process (GO): intracellular protein transport; endoplasmic reticulum to Golgi vesicle-mediated transport
Cellular component (GO): endoplasmic reticulum; endoplasmic reticulum membrane
Source: RefSeq, a predicted model, not a curated record
UAACAGCUCAUACUAUUUGUGAGCCUGCUUCCACGUGUCCAAGAUUUUUGAUUGGUGGGAUGCGCAUAUACUACGUAUGUCGCAGUGAAAUAAAAAAAAGCAGGCCAAGCACGUCGGCCGAGCCAAGCAUUUCUUUCUUCUUUCCCUUUCCAACUUACCCGCACACUUGGUUGAAAGAAAAAUGACCAUUUACUAUACGCUCACUUUUGGAAUCUUGGUCACUGAGAUGAUCAUUUUCUGUAUUCUGGUGCUUCCACUCCCCUCACAUUGGCGUCGAGCCAUGCUCAAGUUUGCCUCGACUUCUCCUGCUGUCGGCAAAGCUCUCCACGUUCUCAAAAUUAUCUUUGCAUUCAUUUUUGUUUUGUUCAUUGGUAUGGGAAAAAAAAGAGAUACCAUCAACCGACUGCAGCGCAUUGAUUCUUCGGAAGGUGAAGGAGGAGAACAACGCCAGCACUACGACUACAGCUACGAAGCAAACAACAAGGCCAAAAAGUUUUACGCUCAACGCAACUUGUAUCUCACUGGUUUCACGCUCUUCCUGUCAUUAAUCCUUGAACGCACCAGUACUUUGGUAUUCCAAGUCCUGAAGCGUGAGGAAGAACUCGAGAAUUUGAAGAAGGAGACCCAAUCGACCACGCAGGGUCACCAAGAAUUCAUUGACAAGGAAGACAUGUACAAGAAGGAGAUUACUUCGCUCAACACUGACUUAAAACAACUCAAGCAGCAGGAACGUGACUUUGAGACGCUCAAGAAGCAGGUGGCACAGCAAGCCGUCGAAUACAAUCGGUUGGCUGAUGAACGCAAUGCAUUGGAGCGUGCUGCGACUGGCGAGAAGAAUGAAGUCAAGAAGGAUAUCUAAAGGAGUGUCAUCAAUCAACCACCACCACCACCACAUCAUUUAUUGCAAACCACAAGAUAAAAUAUAUCCCCCAAAAACACACACUUAUCUGCUUAUUUACCUGUCAAACAAUCAGCAAAGAGUAUUAAAAAAACAAAUUGUUCUUUUCUUUAUACAUAAGAAAAUUCAAAAAAGAAGAAAAGCAAGUGUACACAUGAAAGGGUUGGAGAAUGCAAGUUCGAUAAUAAAAGAUGAUGAAAUGGUGGGAAUAUU